AUAAUUGAUAAAAUAAUAUUUUCAUAUAAACGGAAGAAAUAAAAUGCGAGAAAUAUUACUUUUCGUGUGUGAAAUUUUGAAAUGUUAUGCGUAAAUUUCACAAUGCUUUCAAGUACCUUUUAAGUUGAAUUCAAGGUAAUUUUUCUUUAAGAAGCCCAAAAAGACAAAUAAAUCCAAAGACAAACAGUGUUACCAAGACGCGAAAUGUGUUAAAUACAUUAUUUAUGUCUAAUUUUAAAUGGUAUUUUGGGAACCACAAGCAACAGAUUCACAGAUAAGAGUAAAUAACAGAUCAUCAUUAACAAACAAAUUUCUAAUGGUGGUUAUUUAGAAAUCCGAUUGAAUAUUUAUGAAAUCCAGGAAUCGACAAGUUUCUAACCAGCAUUCCGCCACAAAUAUAAUCCAAAGAGUAGGCAAAUGAUUAGCAAUGGGCAUAAGCUUACUUAACAUCUGGAGACGUGGCCUCCACACAAGUUCCGCCCGGUUGCAGAUGAUCCAGGGCUCUACGCCCACCAAGCGAAUAUGUAUAGUGGGCGCCGGACCCGCCGGCUUCUAUGCCGCCCAACUAAUCCUGAAGCAACUGGAUGAUUGCGUAGUGGACGUAGUCGAGAAACUGCCUGUUCCCUUUGGACUGGUGCGCUUUGGCGUUGCACCCGAUCAUCCGGAGGUCAAGAACGUAAUCAACACCUUUACCAAGACCGCCGACCAUCCGCGUUUGCGUUAUUUUGGCAACAUAUCGCUGGGCAUGGAUGUGAGUCUGCAGGAGCUGAGAAAUCGUUACCACGCCGUGCUCCUUACCUACGGAGCGGAUAAGGAUCGACAAUUGGAGCUGGAAAACGAACAGCAGGGUAAUGUAAUAUCUGCCCGGAAAUUUGUAGCUUGGUAUAAUGGAUUGCCGGGUGCGGAGAACCUGGCUCCCGAUCUCAGUGGUCGCGAUGUCACGAUUGUUGGUCAGGGCAACGUCGCUGUAGAUGUGGCCAGGAUGCUCCUUAGUCCACUGGAUGCCCUAAAAACCACUGACACAACGGAGUAUGCCUUGGAAGCCCUAUCUCGAAGUCAAGUAGAGCGAGUGCAUCUAGUGGGAAGACGUGGUCCCCUGCAGGCCGCCUUUACCAUUAAGGAGCUCCGGGAGAUGCUCAAACUUCCAAAUGUGGAAACUCGCUGGCGAACUGAUGAUUUUUCAGGCAUUGAUCUCCAGUUGGAUAAACUACAGCGACCACGCAAGAGACUCACCGAACUGAUGCUCAAGAGUUUAAAGGAGCAGGGCAGGUCCUCUGGCUCCAAACAGUUCCUUCCCAUAUUCCUGCGAGCUCCAAAGGCUAUAAACCCUGGGGAAAUGGAGUUUUCUGUCACGGAACUUCAGCAGGAAUCAGCUGUGGCUACAAGUUCCACGGAGCGUCUUCCUUCGCAUCUAAUCCUACGCAGCAUUGGUUACAAAUCCAGUUGCGUGGAUUCAGGAAUCAACUUUGACAAUCGACGCGGUCGAGUUCACAACAUUGACGGUCGCGUUCUCAAGAAUGAUGAUUCGGGAAAAGUAGAUCCUGGACUCUAUGUGGCCGGUUGGCUAGGAACAGGACCCACUGGCGUGAUUGUGACCACCAUGAAUGGCGCUUUUGCAGUGGCCAAAAGCAUUUGUGAUGAUAUAACCACGAAAAUUGUGGACACCACUUCAAUGAAACCGGGAUACGACACAGUUGGCAAAAGAGUAGUUUCAUGGGAUGGUUGGCGACGUAUUAACGAAUUUGAGUGUGAGGUGGGUAAGUCCAAGGGAAAGCCCCGUGAGAAGAUCGUUAGCAUAGAGAAUAUGCUGCAAGUGGCGGGUGUCUGAUGCCAGGAUUCCAUGGGUUUUGGUCGACAAUAGUGUUUUUAGAACCAUUUUAGAUAACUUUUAUUUAUCUGUCAUUUGUAGCCUUUGUUUUUCAUUGUAUAUAUAAAAACCUUAAAUAAAACACAUGAAAAUCUCU
Molecule: messenger RNA, 1964 nt
Organism: Drosophila eugracilis
Lineage: Eukaryota; Metazoa; Arthropoda; Insecta; Diptera; Drosophilidae
Gene: dare
Product: NADPH:adrenodoxin oxidoreductase, mitochondrial
Exons: 4
Coding region: 428-1828 (466 amino acids)
Biological process (GO): ubiquinone biosynthetic process
Cellular component (GO): mitochondrion
Source: RefSeq, a predicted model, not a curated record